CUCAGGGAUUGACUUGCUACCUGGGAAUAAUCUCGUUGACUUGGAAUAUGCAGACGAUAUAGUCCUUCUAGGCGAAGACGCUGACGAAAUGCAGAGUCUUCUAAACACCUUGAGCCGCAAUCUACGAAUGUUUGGCAUGCGAUUCGCUCCCGCCAAAUGCAAGAUGAUGUUACAGGACUGGACUACAUCGACGCCUAGUUUAAAAAUAGGAAGUGAAGUGGUAGAGCACGUUGACCGCUUCACUUAUUUGGGAAGUACCAUCAGCCCCAACGGGCUGAUCUCUGACGAAAUCUCAGCACGAAUACAAGGGGCUCGUUUCGCAUUUGUUAGUUUACGCCGACUCUGGCGUAGACGAGAUGUUCGACUAUCGACCAAAGGGCGGGUGUACUGCUCAUCAGUCCGCUCCGUCCUCCUUUAUGGUUGUGAGACCUGGCCACUGAGAGUGGAAGACAUGAAAAGACUAGCUGUCUUUGAUCAUAGGUGCCUGCGUUCUAUUUCCCGUGUAAAGUGGCAUAAUAAGGUGAGCAACAUGGAGGUUAGGCGUAGAGUUCUAGGUAAACAGGGGAAAUCAAUCGACGAAGUCGUGAAGCUACAAAGACUGAGAUGGUUAGGACAUGUGUUACGUAUGCCAAGUCAUCGCCUCCCUCGACGAGCUAUGUUAGCGGAUAUAGGGUCAGGCUGGAAAAAAGCUAGCGGCGGUCAAACAAAAACUUGGCAUCAGUCAAUGAAAUCCACAACAGUUGGUCUAAGCCACGUAGGAAGGUGUAGACUUCCAGGCUGGGGUCCUCGGGACGGUAAAAAUCUAUGGUUGGAAACAAUUGGUGACAUGGCUCAAAAUCGUUCUCAGUGGCGCAGAUGCAUCCACUCCCUGUGACUUAUGAUCUUCAAUGAAACUGUUUUGUAUUUCUUUAUUACUCCUUUGUCUCACACCUCUGCUCACUGUUUCUAUUAUGCUUUUCUUGUACUUUCUUCUCUUGCUUCGCGUGCUACACGGAAUGUGGCGACUUGAACUUCCGCACAUUUGUGCAAAG
Molecule: messenger RNA, 1031 nt
Organism: Trichobilharzia regenti
Lineage: Eukaryota; Metazoa; Platyhelminthes; Trematoda; Strigeidida; Schistosomatidae
Source: the annotation of a GenBank genome assembly